This is a messenger RNA of Eimeria tenella, 234 nucleotides long. RefSeq lists its product as uncharacterized. The transcript has a single exon. Bases 1 to 234 code for a protein of 77 amino acids. Lineage: Eukaryota; Apicomplexa; Conoidasida; Eucoccidiorida; Eimeriidae. The record is from RefSeq and is a predicted model, not a curated record.
AUGCAUUCGGGUGGUUCCCCACGUCGUCACCUGCAGCAGCACGAGCAGCAGCAGCAGCAACAGUUGCACGAGCAGCAGCAGCAGCAGCUGUUAAACAGCAGCGGGACAAGCAACAGGAGCACAGCAAAAGCAACCACCGCAGCACCAGGAGGAGUAAUGGCAGCAGCAGCAGCAGCAGCAGCAGCAGAAGCAGCAGCAGCAGCAGAAGCAGCAGCAGCAGCAGCAGGUACCUGA